This is a messenger RNA of Sinocyclocheilus rhinocerous, 2193 nucleotides long. Its product is annotated as nuclear receptor subfamily 2 group E member 1-like. Gene Ontology annotation, biological process: regulation of DNA-templated transcription. Lineage: Eukaryota; Metazoa; Chordata; Actinopteri; Cypriniformes; Cyprinidae. Gene Ontology annotation, molecular function: sequence-specific DNA binding; zinc ion binding; DNA-binding transcription factor activity. Bases 313 to 1608 code for a protein of 431 amino acids. The record is from RefSeq and is a predicted model, not a curated record. The transcript has 9 exons.
CUCACCAAGGCUCCGGGCUGAGACGCAGUUCCCAGCUCAUGUUGUACUUUUAAAGCUGGUUUUGAGCAGUACAGUGCUGGCUUAAGCCCCAGUGUUUCUUCAUUAGUUGCACCAAGUUUCCUUGGCGCUGAGACCAGGGACCGGUUUGGGCAUAUAUUGUCUGUGGGGCUGCAUCCAUCGCAUCAGUCAACAGUCAGAUGAAAUCUGGAUUCUAUUUGCUGAAAAUCAAGAGGAGCGACUUGGACACAAUCAAAGAAAACUCCAACAGAAAGCAGAGGACCAGUUGUCCACCGCAAAUCGGAUGUUAAAUUUAUGCUUGUAUUUUUUUUUAAAAACCAAGUCAAAAGUGUUAAGACUCCCCUGGGCCUGAAAAGUGUAACUUUUCAACGCAGUUUUCUUGGAGCUGAGGUCUUCAACAUGAGCAAGCCUGCUGGUUCAACAAGUGGUUGUCUGGAUAUUUUAAAUGUCAAAUCCAGUCGGAUUCUGGACAUUCCAUGUAAAGUGUGUGGAGACAGAAGUUCUGGAAAGCACUACGGUGUUUAUGCGUGUGAUGGCUGCUCGGGAUUUUUCAAGAGGAGCAUAAGGAGAAACAGAACGUAUGUCUGCAAAUCUGGCACACAGGGCGGCUGUCCAGUAGACAAGACACACAGAAAUCAGUGUCGCGCCUGUCGCUUGAAAAAGUGUCUAGACGUGAAUAUGAAUAAAGAUGCCGUGCAGCACGAGAGAGGACCGAGGACUUCAACCAUUCGAAAGCAGGUGGCACUGUAUUUCCGAGGGCAUAAAGAGGUGAACGGUUCGUCGACCCAUUUCCCAUCCACGUCUAUCCCGGGGCCGCCGUUUUUCACUACAGUCACGCAGCUGGAGCCUCACAAUCUGGAGUUAAACACGGUCACAAGCACACCGGAACGGCAGGCAACUGUGGGACUCGCCCAACCCACACCGAAGUAUCCUCAUGAAGUUAGCGGCACUCCCAUGUACCUGUAUGAAGUGGCGACCGAGUCUGUGUGCGAAUCAGCCGCGCGCCUGCUCUUCAUGAGCAUUAAAUGGGCCAAGAGCGUUCCGGCCUUCUCCACACUGCCUCUACCGGACCAGUUGAUCCUUUUAGAAGAUGCCUGGAGGGAACUGUUCGUGCUGGGCAUAGCGCAAUGGGCCAUUCCAGUGGACUCCAGCACUCUCCUAGCCGUUUCAGGAAUGAACACCGAGAACACAGAUUCCCAGAGGCUAAACAAAAUCAUCGCAGAGAUCCAGGCGCUGCAGGAGGUCGUGACGCGCUUCAGACAGUUAAGACUGGACGCUACGGAGUUCGCUUGCCUUAAGUGCAUCGUCACCUUUAAAGCGGUUCCAACACACAGUGGUUCUGAAUUGAGGAGCUUUCGCAACGCCAGUGCCAUUGCCGCCCUUCAGGACGAAGCCCAGCUGACUCUAAACAGCUACAUCCACACCAGGUACCCCACUCAGCCGUGUCGCUUUGGCAAACUGCUGUUGCUCUUGCCUGCUCUACGUUCAGUUGGUCAAUCCACCAUUGAAGAGGUGUUCUUCAAAAAGACCAUCGGAAACGUGCCCAUCACACGACUGCUCUCCGACAUGUACAAAUCCAGUGAUAUAUGAGCUACCGAGAGAGGGAAAAGAAACAACAAAAUGUAUCUUUGACCUUGGCAUUCGCAUGGACGCUGGGACGCUGUGGAUGAUACCAGAUACCCUAAUGUGAUACUUCACGCACUUGUUUGGAGAAUAAAGCUCUACCAAUGUCAAGAUGUUACUAUGCAGGGAAACUAUAAAACAAACAAGACUGAAUCUCUACAAGUUGAGCUUACUGCUUAGAAAGAAAAAUGAACGUUUAACCAGUACUUUUCUAAUUGAUUUACUUUUAAUCUAUUUAAGUUCGUUUAUGGAAGUAACUUAAUAAGCUUAAUAUGUUCUUGUUCUAUCAUGAUUUAAAUACAAUAUUAUUAGUUGGUAGUCAUAUAUUUGAAUGGCGUGUCCGUGAGUUUGUACAAUCAUUCAUUUCAAAACGGGACGUUUUGUGUCCAUUUGACCAAUACCUUUAUGACCAAUGCUGUUUUGAUUUCAGCAUCACUAUCAUUCGUUUGUCCACAAGAACUUUGAAGGAAACCAAAAAAUAAUUUAAAAAAAAGAAACCAUGAGGUAUGUUGCAGGGAAGUAGGUCGCUGUCCCUUUGACAGUGCUGAAAAC